Messenger RNA from Ceutorhynchus assimilis (cabbage seed weevil), 844 nucleotides. The record is from the annotation of a GenBank genome assembly. Lineage: Eukaryota; Metazoa; Arthropoda; Insecta; Coleoptera; Curculionidae.
AAAAAACUUAUAUCAAUAAUUAUUUAUUUGUUGGAAGUUAGUAUUUAAAUUCUCAAAAUGAAAAACCAAAUUUUCAACAUCUUUUGCGCUUUAUUCUUUGCUCAAGCCCUUGUUAUUCAGGCCAGACCUAAUGAUCUCCAAGCCAAUGAAGUUCGUGGCAUUCCUGGAGAAAUCUAUGAAGGACUCCUGGAAAUCGUUAAAAAAGGUUUAGAGGAGGCUAUUGCUAAUUUAAAUAAAACCUUUGUGGCAGUAAAUCAAACUAUAUUUGAUUUCGAAGCGAAAGUUUCUGACGAUUUCAAUUUAGCUCUGGACCCUGUCAAUGCUAAGUUGAAUGAAUCAAUUGAAAAUGCUGAAGAACAGGGAAUUAACAUAACCAAAUGCCAAAGCUACAUAGGCUACAUCGCCGAUCUACCCAACGAUCUUAAUAAUGAAAUGUUAUCAUGCAGUAUCGAGAAAUUAUACGACACUACAGAUUACACAAAUGAAGUUUUAGACAAUAUACAUGAGUUCCAAAAGGAUAUAGCCAAUUUAACUAGCAGAAUUAAGGAUUGCGAAGGAAGCUCUUGGACUGAGACAAUAUGUUUGGGACUUUUAACUCCCGAAUUGUUCAAAGACAUCUAUACGGUUCCUAUAGAAAUUGACGCAGAGGUGGAAAAAGCUGUGAAUUUGAUGAAAAAAGUGAUUCCUCAAAUUGGACGGUGUUACUCUGAAUCGUUGGCCCAAGUUCCAAUCAUAGGAAUGGAACUUGUAGACAAAUUUACCUCAUGCACUGGACAAGCACAUAUUAUUUCAACAUGAUUUUAUAAAUUGUUAUUAUUGUUGAAAAACUUUUAGAUCAAAAAUA